UUGUUCACAUUCAUUAAUCUCUUUUUUCAAUGUUUGUUGUACAUGUGAUGUGAGCCAUGACAGAUACACCGCACCAAAACCUUAUGCAGAAAAACAGUACAGGCGAAAUAACCAACCUUAACCUAAGAUAAAUACAAACCCAAUAUCUUGAAUUUAUUACCCACUAUUCCUCAACAAAACCCCCCAAAAAACUCAAAGUAUAUCCUUCAUUUCUUAGAGAGAAAAGCAUAUUAUAAUAGUAAUAACUUAGUAUAAUUAAUUAAUUAAUUAAUGAUUCUCUCACCCACACUUGGCAGUUUCCAUGUUUAUUCUACUUUAUCAAACACAUGCCACACAAAAACAUCUCGAUUCUACCGCCAUUAUUAUUAACCCUUCCAUUGUAUCCUCACUCACACUCUCUCUCUCUUUUUCUCUCUGUUCCUGCGUGAACCACUAAACGACAACAACCGCUAAUGGCAGCGACAACUACAACUAAAACAACAUCAAAUUUCCUCAAACCUCUAAACCAUAAAAACCAACCAUCCACCAAACCCAAACGACGCAAGUGUCGCGAAACCACAAUCUCAACCUCCGCUUCCACUUCCCCCAACAACCCAAACCAGUUACCCGAACCCGUUUCUCAAUUACCCGAUUCACCUUCAUCUUCAUCUUACACCGUUCGUUUCUCCCCCGGUAGAUUCUCCCCAAUCAUGGAUUUCACACACUCCUCUUCACCAAUCUCAAACGGCCACUCGGGUCAUCAUUCGGGUCAGGACCCGUUUCCGUCAAGCUUCUCCAAAUUCAACUCCGCUCUCACCGCCGGCCUCCUCAACCCAAUGUCGCCGCCGCCGGACAAAACCCGGUCAAGUCCGACUCUCUUCGAAAUGAUGGUCAACGAACCCGAUAUUCACCAGAGAACAACAAACCAGAUCCCACCUUCAUCCGUUCAGAAACCCCAAAUUGUAAUCCAAGAUCGGGAAACCCUAAUGAUGCAUAGAAUUUCUGAAUUGUUAGCUUCUCGGAGCCCUGGGAAUCACUUCAACGAUUCAUCUUCGAGUGAUAUUAAGCUUACGCUAAGUUCAAAAGACGGAUUCAGUUUUUCCAUGAACGUGCAUCGUCAGAUUCUCGUUGCGCAUAGUAGAUUCUUCUCCGUGAAGCUUUCUGACCGGUGGACGCAGCAGCAGCAGCGUUCGGCGUUGCCGUAUCUUGUUGAGAUUGCGGAUUGUGAUGAUGUUGAGGUUUAUGUGGAGACGUUGAGGUUGAUGUAUUGUAAGGAUCUUAGGAAGAAGCUUAUGAAAGAGGAUGUUUCUAAGGUUUUGGGUAUCUUAAAGGUUUCGGCUGCAAUUGGGUUUGAUGCCGGGGUUUUGUCUUGUUUGGAGUACCUGGAAGCAGCUCCUUGGGCGGAGGAUGAAGAAGACAAGGUGGCGUCGCUCCUGUCGGAACUUCGUCUUGAAGCUGUGGGAGCUGGGGAGGUUUUGAAGAGGGUUUCAACUGAAGUUGCCAAUGGAAAUGAAGAGGGGAAUGAUAAUGAAGAAGUCCUGCUUAAACUUAUUCGCGUGGUUCUUGAAGGAAAAGAUGAAAAGGCCAGGCGAGAGAUGAAAGGGUUGGUGUCGAAGAUGCUCCAUGAAAAUUCUUCUCAGAAUGAUCUUCGGAAGGAGUCAUUAUACUCUGCAUGUGAUGAUUGUCUGCAGUUACUUCGUCACCACUUUUUGCGGGCUGCAGCUACGGACCUGCAGGAUGUGAGUCAAAUUGCACGUCAAGCGGAUAAUUUGCAUUGGAUUUUGGAUAUUUUGAUUGAUAGACAGAUUGCCGAGGAUUUCCUGAAAACAUGGGCGUCUGAAUCAGCAUUAUCGGAAGCUCAUUCUAAGGUACCUGCCGUUCACAGGUUUGAGGUUAGCAGAGUUACCGCCAGGUUGUUUGUUGGGAUUGGAAAGGGACAAUUGUUGGCUUCCAAAGAAUCUAGGUGUUUACUUCUAAAAACAUGGCUUGUGCCCUUUUAUGAUGAUUUUGGUUGGAUGAGGAGAGCAUCCAAGGGCCUUGAUAGGCAUCUAAUCGAGGACGGUCUUAGUAACACAAUUCUCACUCUACCACUCUCAUGGCAACAAGACAUUUUGCUUGCUUGGUUUAAUCGCUUCUUGAAUUCUGGUGAAGAUUGCCCGAAUAUUCAAAGAGGGUUUGAAGUUUGGUGGAGAAGGGCUUUCUGGAAGAGGAACGGAGAGCAAGACAGGACAAGACAAUUACGAAUUACAUCUGCAUCAAUUGAGCAUAGCUGAAGACAAUAUUUUUCCACGGUAGAGUAAAUGGCUGCACUACAUACUCGGUUUGUCAUCUUUUCACCUUCUCGUGAUCAUAUCUAUCUGAUUGCUCUACGAUUCUCAGUAUUUAAAUCUUCUUUCAGACCCCAGUAGUUUCCCUGCAAACGUUUGUGCGAAACUUGUUAGUUAGACUCAAUUUCUCAUUGUCUUGAUGCUUUGAUUGAAAGAAGAAAACAUUGUUUAUUAUAACACCUUCGAUUUUGUUGGAAAUAACCAGAGAUAACAUUGGUUUUAUAGUUUGACAGGGUGCUUAGAACUGUUUUCCUUUUCUCGUUUCAUAUCUGAUGUAUUCACCAAAAAAAAAUUCAUAUCUGUUGUGCGAUUUACUCCUAGGCUGAUCAUGAUUUUGUACUCUCUUGUCAAAUGAAUGGAUGACACUCCGAGAAGAAGUAACAAAUAAAUAUGGUUAUGAGAUACCGAACACAAAUCAAUCUCUUAUGUUAUCAAUGAUACUCUGCUAUGUCUUCCUUGCGCCAAGUUGUAGACUUGAACUUCAUAGAAAUUUUAAAAUGUUAUAGAACAAAACUCAUUUGUUUUAAAAUGUAAUACUCUGCUGUGUUUACUUGUCCUAUUGUAUGUGUCUCAUCCUGCAAACCAUCACUAUUUUGUGGCCUGGUAUGUAAAGAUUUUAGAAGUUUGGUUUCUGAUCUGUAAAGCGAAUCUGGUUUAUUAUAUUCUUCAGCAAAAUA
Molecule: messenger RNA, 2983 nt
Organism: Lathyrus oleraceus (garden pea)
Lineage: Eukaryota; Viridiplantae; Streptophyta; Magnoliopsida; Fabales; Fabaceae
Product: BTB/POZ domain-containing protein At1g63850
Exons: 2
Coding region: 453-2252 (599 amino acids)
Molecular function (GO): protein binding
Source: RefSeq, a predicted model, not a curated record